Molecule: messenger RNA, 308 nt
Organism: Lotus japonicus
Lineage: Eukaryota; Viridiplantae; Streptophyta; Magnoliopsida; Fabales; Fabaceae
Product: nudix hydrolase 21, chloroplastic-like
Exons: 2
Coding region: 16-303 (95 amino acids)
Cellular component (GO): cytoplasm; nucleus
Source: RefSeq, a predicted model, not a curated record
UGAUUAGGCCUUUGAAUGAAUUCUUACCUUGUGUACUUUGGUUUGUUUUUUCUCUUGCAGAGUAAAUUGGGUAAAUGGUAUUACAAGAGCAAACGCCAACCCACAGUUCAUGAGGGGUACAUGUUCCCUUUGCUUGUUAGCAAGGAGUUGGAUAACUGGCCUGAGAUGAACACAAGAAGAAGAAAAUGGAUUACUGUGGCUGAAGCAAAAGAAAUAUGCCCAUAUGCUUGGAUGAAAGAAGCUUUAGAUGAGUUGGUUAAUAGACAAAGUACUAAAGUUCAGCCCAAAAAGAUGGAGAUUUAAUUAAG